GGAAUAAAUAGCAAUAAUGGAACAACAGCAGACAGCACGUAUACAAUUCAAACAGCUUAAAGGUUUCCCUCCCGUCAUCGAUGAUAAGCUAGAAACGGAAAUGUUUUUAACAUCUUCAAAUGAAAUUGUUGAUGUGAUACGUUCGUUUGGUUCCCUGUUUACUCCCGUUAUAAGUGAUAUGACCGGCAACAUAACUAAAAUCCGCAAAGCCUAUGAAAAAAACUGCCAAAAAUACAAAUACCUAGAUGAUCUAAUAAUACUCAAUAUCGGGGUAGAUAAUACCGCUGCCAAUGCUUUGCUAUGGUUAAAACGCGGUCUACAAUUGAUAUGCACAUUUUUCGAAAAUAUUUACAAUGAUGUUCAGCAGAGCGAUGUCGUCAAGAAACACCUACAAGAUGCCUAUGAGAAAACAUUAAAACCUUAUCACGGUUUUAUAGUACAAAGUACGAUAAAAAUUAUUUACAGUUGGGUGCCAACCAGAAGUCAGCUUAUCGGUCAAGGUCCAGAUCAUGACGAAAACAUAAAAGUCUUAGCCACAUUCUUACCCACAAUGCGCGGCCAUCUGGAUCGCAUCGAUGCCUUGUUAAAGAAACACAAUUUGGAUGAUAAGAGUAAAGUGUAGCCCGAAAACGGUGAUUUUGAUUUCGUAAUGUAUGGCCAGUUUAAAAAAUAUAUUUUGCAUUAUUUAUGAUUUUUGUUGUAGUUUUAAGUAGUAAUAAAAUUCAUGAUUUUUAGAAAA
Musca domestica (house fly) is the source of this 739-nucleotide messenger RNA. RefSeq names its product glycolipid transfer protein. The transcript has 4 exons. Bases 17 to 622 code for a protein of 201 amino acids. The record is from RefSeq and is a predicted model, not a curated record. Gene Ontology annotation, molecular function: ceramide 1-phosphate transfer activity; ceramide 1-phosphate binding. Gene Ontology annotation, cellular component: membrane; cytoplasm; cytosol. Gene Ontology annotation, biological process: ceramide transport; intermembrane lipid transfer. NCBI's taxonomy places the organism in Eukaryota, Metazoa, Arthropoda, Insecta, Diptera, Muscidae.